UAGGUGAACAUGAGACCGAAGUAGAAGUUGUCCCCAGUUCAUGGUACUCAUCAGGUCAGUGUUGGUGGCCUCCAGGUGCAUUUGCUCGUUCAACAUUGGAAAAAAAAGUAUCGAAGUCAGUGGAUUGUGAUAAAGCUACAUGGGACUGUUAUGAUGCUCGCCUCAUUGCUACUUUCAAAACGUAUGCAGAAGCCAAGGCUAAGUUGCCUCUUGCUAUUGCUGGAGAAUCAGUAGCUCCCAGCUCGACUGACGUUGAUGGACAUAAAAAAGGAAAAGGAAAGCGAGAAAAACAGAAAACAAGAAGGUAUCUAAGUGAAGAUACGAGUGAAUCUAGCGACGACGGAAAUAGAAAGAACAAGGAGAACUCGUCAAGAAAGAAGAAGAAACGUAGUCCAGCAAGACCUUCCCAGAAUGAUGCUUCGGUAUCAGCAAAUUUAUCAGACACACAUAUGACAUUGCCACCUGUUCCGAACAGUUUCAACAUCAACACGUUUUUUUCUUCUCAAUCUUCAAAUGAAGUUAGCCACACCAGGCCAAGAAUCGAAUCUACUGAGAACGAAAGAUCCAAUUCCUUUGGUGACAGGAAUGGUGUUACGGAUGAGAUUAUGUCCUCUCCUGUUAUACCACGACAGCAGCUAGCCGUAGCUAGAAAAUCAAAUCCAUCACCAUCAGCUCCCACCAGCCCGGAAGUGGAUGCAAGAAAAAUAGGUGUUAUCUUGCAACGGGUGGAGGCGUUAGCUAGAGGCAUUGAAGUUGUGAAGGCUAAUCAGCGGGAGGUGCUAGACCUACUGACGUUGCUGUUGAAAAACAGUGCUCCACCCCAACCGGAUUUACCUUCCAUUACGGAAUUGUUUCAGCUGCCUAUGAAGACUUUACAGGAUGCGAGGAACUUGACAAAGCUACUGAAAAUUCAACAUAAUGCAUCUAAAAUGAAGACGUUCGUCAUUGGGAUAGGAGGGACUACGAAUUCCAUGGUUGGAAGGGUCAUGAAGUCAAUCAUGACCUACCGGUGUGGCAGUUGUUUCUGUUAUCUAGGCCUAAAUGAAGAUAAAGUGGCUUUCAAGUCAACCACUAUUUGUGAGAUUGUAAUUGAUGGAGUUCGUGAAGCACACAAUUCUUUGACAAGAGAUGCAGUUGAAGCGAAGAUAAAGAACUGGCUACGUCAUUGCCCAAGAUAUGCGUCGAAACAAACUGACGAUGGAAGCCAGAGUGGAGAAGACGAGGAACAAGAAGAAACCUACUAAACUAAAGACUAAUUUUUCAUUGUCUCUGCGAAGUAAUUUGACUAUUUCAUGUUUCUGUUGUAUAUGAAGAAUUAAAAUAAAUUUGAGUUUGUUUCCAAAA
Daphnia magna is the source of this 1344-nucleotide messenger RNA. RefSeq lists its product as uncharacterized. The transcript has 7 exons. Bases 450 to 1244 code for a protein of 264 amino acids. The record is from RefSeq and is a predicted model, not a curated record. Lineage: Eukaryota; Metazoa; Arthropoda; Branchiopoda; Diplostraca; Daphniidae.